AUGGCUGGCGGAAGAGGUCUCAGAAAGGGCAUCAACAAGCCCACAAUCCGUCGUCUUGCCCGACGAGGAGGCGUCAAGAGAAUCUCCUCAAACAUCGAUCCGGACAGCCGAGACAUUGUGAAGGAUGUCAUCAAGCAAGUGCUUGGAGACGCCCUUUUCUACACUCAUCACGCCCGUCGAAAUACCGUCACUGGUGUUGAUGUGGUGCAUGCCCUCAAGCGACAGGGCAGACCCCUCUAUGGCUUUGAUGCUUAG
Yarrowia lipolytica CLIB122 is the source of this 255-nucleotide messenger RNA. RefSeq lists its product as uncharacterized. The record is from RefSeq and is a predicted model, not a curated record. Gene Ontology annotation, biological process: nucleosome assembly. Lineage: Eukaryota; Fungi; Ascomycota; Dipodascomycetes; Dipodascales. Gene Ontology annotation, molecular function: protein heterodimerization activity; DNA binding; structural constituent of chromatin.